Penicillium paradoxum is the source of this 1674-nucleotide messenger RNA. RefSeq lists its product as uncharacterized. The transcript has a single exon. NCBI's taxonomy places the organism in Eukaryota, Fungi, Ascomycota, Eurotiomycetes, Eurotiales, Aspergillaceae. The coding region runs from base 1 to 1674 and encodes 557 amino acids. The record is from RefSeq and is a predicted model, not a curated record.
AUGGCAACAGAUGCGCAACCCCGCGUCCCCGCAGACCCCUCCUCCAACGCCGCUGAGAUUUCCGACCAAACCGAUACAAGCUCCGGCACUGCAAAACCAGACUCCCACUCAACCGAGUCCUCCAGAGUCAGCACCACACUAUCCGCCCAGCUAAAUAAAGAAUGUAACGACCUGAUCUCCGAAAUCGAUGCCUACCAAUCCCUCCUCGUGGCCACCCUGCGCAACCCGCAGCUCGUGGAAGUACGCCAGUUCCGCUCGAAUGUCGCCUCCGAGCUGAGGAUGCUGCAGAAGCUGGGCAGACAGAUUGAGGAAGCUAUUGGGCCGGGGUUGAGGGACGGUGACGGGGCGUGUGCGAGAGAACCGCAGGAUCCGGAUCAGGAAAAUCGGCUGGUGCAUGCGCUGCGCUCGUCGAAUUUACCGUUUUACCAGGCUGUCUGGAGUAUCACGAAGUCUUGUUCUGGACUGGUUGCGCUGGGUAGGAGGUUCUACUGGGAUGGGGAGACGAAGUGGACGGAGAGGGCAGCUCUACAGGACGAUGGUUCCCAGCCGAAGAAGCAGCCCAAUAAAGAUAAGCGCAAGAGUGUGUUUGUGGAUAUUGUGGCGGAUGAUGGGGAGGAGUGGGUCAAGGUAUCUACUAUCUCAGAAAGCCGGCUGUUGUUCGAGAUGGCGAAGAAAGGCUGGGAAUGUGACAGUGAUGACGAUGAGUGGUCUGACGGGGAGAAAGGACGGGUUGUGUUACAGAAUUUCGAUGAGGAUGGGAAUGACGAUGAUGAUGAUGAAUUGGAGCUCAUUAAAUUAGCUCGGGAUUUAAGGAAGGCGUCUGAUGCUACUCGCGUUAGAUAUAGACGUCCUCGGCUACGAGUUGUUAUACCUAAGAUCGAGGAAGGGAGCGUUCCUGAAAUUGAUGCUAUUUUGAAUCAGAUGCGGAGCUAUGGCGUUCGGGUCGAUUGUCAGGGGAGUCUGCCAAUGGAGACUCGUACCGGGCUGGCCCAUCUUUUGCCUCAGCCGUUCAAGAAUUUCACAUCGACUUUGAAUGUCGAUUGCACUUUGCUCCUUGCUUUGGUGUCGGACUUAUCCCAUAUCAAGGACAUCCCGAUAUCACCCCAUUUCCAUAGAGCCAUCGUUCGACAAAUCGAGGUUGAACGGGAAAAGCCACUGUUGAGUUCUGAGCUCUGGCCCGCUAUGGAAGGCCGUGAACUGCUGGCCACCACAGAGGCUGCAGUGCGCUUCCAGGAAAUCGUCGAGAUCAUUGGAACAGAAACCGAGAAGAGCCGAACUCGAUUGUUGCUGGGUCAUUCACCCUAUGAGCAACUAGAUCGCGAGGCGAUCCUCCAGAAAUUCCAAGAAUUGUCCGACUAUCAAGUGCCCGCAAAUUGGAACCUCCCCAUCAAAGUGGUUGAAUCCCAAGAAGUGAUUGAUGCCGCGAAGGCACAGGGUAAACUUCAUCCAGUGGUCUAUGAAGUCGAGAAAGGCCUAUCGGAUAUCAAUUAUAGCGUGUUUUUGUACGGCUGGGUGACAGGGUUGACGACCAUCUCCAGCAAUCGCACAAUCGACAAGCAAAUCGAGACCACCGUUGAGAAUAACAGGAAAGAGAAUGAUGACCUGGAAGGUCCUGAUGUCUGGAUAUGUGACACAGCCCGAAGUUUGGUGGGCAAAGACAAAGAUCGAAAAUGA